Molecule: messenger RNA, 2374 nt
Organism: Trichomycterus rosablanca
Lineage: Eukaryota; Metazoa; Chordata; Actinopteri; Siluriformes; Trichomycteridae
Product: neprilysin-like
Exons: 23
Coding region: 3-2327 (774 amino acids)
Biological process (GO): amyloid-beta clearance; protein processing
Cellular component (GO): plasma membrane
Molecular function (GO): metalloendopeptidase activity
Source: RefSeq, a predicted model, not a curated record
UGAUGUUUGAUCGCUUGGUGAUGCCCAUUUAUGUCAUCGACCGCAAAUUUCCUGAGACACCAGGUGAGUUGCUCCAGGCUGCUCCAGAAGGACGGCGCACCAUGGCUGAAAACAACACGCAGAAGAAGAAGUCUCGAUGGACGUCCCUGGAGAUAGGUCUCCUGACCAUUGUGUCGCUGCUCUUCAUCAUCGUCUUGGCCCUCAUCGUCCUCUUCGUUACGCACAGAGAGAGCGAUGGGGUUUGCACCACGGCUGACUGCACACGCUCAGCUUCUCGUCUGAUCGAGAACAUGGACGACACCGUGGACCCGUGUGAAAACUUCUACCAGUACGCUUGUGGAGGCUGGUUAAAGAAGAACAUCAUACCCGAGACCAGUUCACGUUACAGUACGUUCGACAUUCUGCGGGACGAGAUGGAGGUGGUGCUGAAGGGAGUCCUGGAGAGAGAAGAUGGAGGCAGCACCGGCAGCUCUUCAACCAAAGCUAAAACCCUCUACAGAUCAUGCAUCAAUGAGAGUCUGAUCGAACAGAGAGGAGGAACGCCUCUGCUAAAGAUGCUACCGGACGUACACGAGUGGCCCAUCGCAGUGGACGACUGGGACGCAAAAUUCGGGACAAAUUGGAAAGCAGAAGACGUGAUGGCCAGACUGAACGAGAAAUACGGCAAGCAGGUCCUGAUCAGCUUCUUCAUCGGGACCGACGACCGGGACUCCAACGCUCAUAUCAUUCAUUUCGACCAGCCGAGUCUCGGCCUGCUUUCCAGAGAUUACUACGCCUGCACCGGACCCUACGAGGAGGCGUGUGUCACGUAUGAAGACUUCAUGGUUAAUCUGGCCAUGCUGGUCCGUAAGGACAGGAACCUGGAGGCCAACGAGACGAGCGUCAGGCAGGAGGUGGUGAGGGUCAUGCAGAUGGAGAAGGAGCUCGCUAACGCCACAGACACUCCAGAAGACCGAAACAAUCCAGUUCUGCUGUAUAACAAGAUGCCCCUGGAGACCCUCAACACCAACUUCACUCUGGAGUUCGACUCCACCGUUUUUAACUGGACUCUGUUCACCAAUAAAAUCAUGGGCACAGUCGACACCCCCAUCAUGGACAGCGAGCAGGUGAUUCUUUACGCCCCAAACUACCUGAAACGACUUAAUCCGGUCCUGGCUCGCUACACCAAGAGAGAAAUCCAGAACUACAUGGUGUGGCGGUUUGUGAUGAACAUGGUGGUGGGACUGAGCCGAGAAUACAGAGACACCAGAAAAGCCUUCAGAAAAGCCAUCUCUGGAACCACAACGGAGGCGGCGAUAUGGAGGCAGUGCGCCAACUACGUCAACAACAACAUGGAGAAUGCGGUUGGCAGGCUGUACGUGGAGGAAGCCUUCGCUGGAGACAGCAAGGAAAUGAUGGACGAGAUGAUUUUGAACAUCCGUCAGGUGUUCAUCAGUAACCUGCAGGACCUCACCUGGAUGGACGCUGAGACCAGGAGAGCUGCUGAAGAAAAGGCUCGUGCUAUUCGGGAGAGAAUCGGCUUCUCCGAGAACAUCAAGAACAUCACGUACCUGGAUGAGGAGUAUAAAGACCUGAGCUACAGUUCAGAAGAAUACUUUGAGAACAUCCUGAAGAAUCUGGAAUAUGGGCAGAAGAAACGUCUGAAGAGACUGAGAGUGAAAGUGAAUAAAGAAGAGUGGAUCUCAGGAGCGGCUGUGGUCAACGCCUUCUACUCAUCCAGCAGAAAUCAAAUAGUAUUCCCUGCCGGCAUCCUCCAGCCUCCGUUCUUUGGUAAAGGACAGCCCUGGUCCCUCAACUACGGUGGUAUUGGCAUGGUCAUCGGGCACGAGAUCACUCACGGCUUCGAUGAUAAUGGCCGUAACUUUGAUAAAGACGGAGACCUGAAGGACUGGUGGACGCCGUCCUCAACGCAGAACUUCCAGGAGCUCUCUAAAUGUAUCGUGGACCAGUACAGCGGCUUCUCCUGGGACCUGGCUAACGGGCAGAACCUGAAUGGGAACAACACGCUCGGGGAGAAUAUUGCCGAUAACGGGGGAAUUCGCCAGUCCUUCCAGGCUUAUCAGAACUACGUCAGGAAGAACGGAAGAGAAGCUCCGCUGCCGGGACUCGACCUAAACCACGACCAGCUCUUCUUCCUCAAUUUUGCUCAGGUCUGGUGUGGAACCUACAGACCUGAGCAUGCCGUCAACUCCAUCAAAACUGACGUCCACAGUCCAGGGAAGUUUAGGGUUCUCGGAUCUUUGCAGAACUUCCCAGAAUUUGCCAAAGCUUUCAAGUGCCAGAAAAACGACUUCAUGGUGCCCGAGAAGUCGUGCCGGGUGUGGUGAUCGCCCCACACAGAGGGACAGUACAGGGUCUAUUUUAAUAAUAAUAA